Molecule: messenger RNA, 1998 nt
Organism: Phyllostomus discolor (pale spear-nosed bat)
Lineage: Eukaryota; Metazoa; Chordata; Mammalia; Chiroptera; Phyllostomidae
Gene: CREB3
Product: cAMP responsive element binding protein 3
Exons: 10
Coding region: 635-1729 (364 amino acids)
Biological process (GO): regulation of transcription by RNA polymerase II
Cellular component (GO): nucleus
Molecular function (GO): DNA-binding transcription factor activity, RNA polymerase II-specific; RNA polymerase II cis-regulatory region sequence-specific DNA binding
Source: RefSeq, a predicted model, not a curated record
UCACGAGACAGCCGAAAACCGGGCGCCCCUAGCCGGAAGCGGAGGUGGGGCGCAAUCUGGCGAAAAGGCUGGAACUGUGCUCGAGUUCCCUUUUAAAAGAAAGAUUAAAUUUAUUUAUUUAAAAAAGAUUUUAUUUACUUUUAGAGAGAAGGGAGGGAGAAGGAGAGGGAGAGAAACAUCUGUGUGGUUGUCUCUAGUGGGCCCCCUACUGGGGACCUGGCCGGCAACCCAGGCAUGUGCCCUGACUGGGAUUCAAAUCCGUGACGCUUUAACUCGCAGGCCGGCGCUCAAUCCACUGAGCCACAACAGCCAGGGCUGGAAUUCCUUUUUAGUCUCUGAUUCUUUUUUCUAGCUUGGGGCGAAGGCGGAGCCGGUUCCCCAGAAUGACCGCCCUAGGGUGUAAGGACUCAGCAGGGACGUCCCCUUCAUUUGCAUAGCUCCCGGGACGUGGCGCAGCACCAAGGCCACUUCCGCACUAUAGCGAACUCCAAGUCCCGGAACGCUUUGGGGUACGUGUGCGUCACUUCCGUUGUGUUGGAAGUCGCAGAGAGUCGAGUCUGAGAGGCAGGUCCAGGUUUGAGAGCGACGACUAGUAGCUACAGGGAAAGCCGGCUGAAGAGGGACUGGCGGAUAGAUGUCCUAUAUGGAGUUGGCGUUGGACCCCGGUGAUGAGGACCUGCUGGGCUUCCUGCUAGAGGAAAGCGGAGGUUUGGGGGCGGUGCCGGACGAGGUCUUGGAGGCUCCACUGGACUGGGAGUUGCCACUUUCCGAGGCCCUGAGCGAUUGGGACAUAGAGGAUUUCCUGAGCUCCCUGCCAAGUCCUCCAGCAUCGGUGAACAUUCUCAGCAGCUCUAACCCCCGUCUUGUCCACCAUGAUCACACCUACUCUCUCCCGCAAGAACAUGUUUCCAUAGAUCUAGAUGGUGGGAUCUGUGGAAAAGGGGAGACCCAGAUGACUCCACUGCAUGAGGAGAAGCCAGCAGAGCAGGAGAUUGUUAGGCUUACACUGACAGAUGAGGAGAAGAGGCUGUUGGAGCAGGAGGGGCUUACUCUGCCUGGAACACUUCCUCUCACUAAGAUGGAGGAACAAGUUUUGAAACGAGUGCGGAGGAAGAUUCGAAAUAAGAAGUCAGCUCAAGAGAGCCGCAGGAAGAAGAAGGUGUAUGUGGGGGUUUUAGAGAGCAGGGUCUUGAAAUACACAGCCCAGAAUCAGGAACUACAGAACAAAGUACAGCUCCUGGAGAAACAAAAUCUGUCCCUCCUGGAUCAGUUGAGGCGGCUGCAGGCCAUGGUCAUUCGGAUAGCAAACAAAACCACCAGCAGCAGCACCUGUGUCUUGGUCCUCCUGUUCUCCCUCUGCCUCGUCUUUGUACCUGCUAUGUACUCCUCUGACACAAGGGGGAGCCUGCAGGCUGAGCAUAGAGUGUUUUACCGCCAGCUUCGUGCCCUCCCUCACCAGCCAGAGCUGUCUGCCCUGCAGUCAGAGGCACCAAAGGACAGCUCAGACCAUGAGCUCCAGGCUCCUGGCAACUUUUGCUGCCUGCUCUUCCACAUGCUUCAGGCUCCUGGCACAGAGCCUCCCCUGAAGUUGCCGCUCCCCGACCCUUUCUCACAUUUCCCCUGCCCAAGUCCCCUCUUUCCUCUGCAUGCAAAUCUCACAAGAGAGGGGGGGUGGCUCCCUGCCCACCAACCCAUAUCCAUUAUCUUGCAGGACAGAUACUCAGGCUAGGGUGGAGGCCUGGGGCCUACAGUUGGUGUCCCAGUGCAAAGGAGUGAGAGGGGGCUGGUCUUAGCCUCUGUGCCCUGUCAGAAGCCUGAGGGCUCAGGAACCCCAAGGGCUCAAACACCACACUUACUGGCUUUCUGGGUCUUUUAUUUGUACCCCUAUGUGUCCAUCACCCCAUGAAUGAUGGGCCUGGGGGAAUCAACUGAUCUUGAAAAUUUCAUGCAGUGAGGGGGUGGGGUGAGGAAAGAAAUAAAUAAGUGAUUCUGAUGCUU